CUCACAUGUCAGCUAACGUGAUUUUUCCAUAAUUUCUCUCCCAUAUUUUCCCAGGCCCCUCCGUGUUUCAUUUACCUCAUCGAACCUGGAUUUUCCCCAUGAUAGAGACGCUCUUCAGGCUUUUGCUCUUGCUGCAAUGAACAAACAUCCAAAGCCUCCCUUGUUUCUACUUUUGUUCAUAAUCCUGUUUUCUCAAUCUGUUUUGUCUGUUGAUUUUAUCUUCAAUGGCUUCAAUUCAGCUAAUCUUUCCCUUUAUGGUAUUGCCGGUAUAGAUUCUAGAAUACUUACACUCACCAAUGAGACAGAUUUUGUCGUUGGUCGAGCUCUGUACAGACCAAAAAUCCCAACAAAGACUCCAAAUUCUUCUCAUGUCCUUCCUUUUUCUACUUCUUUUAUCUUCUCUCUGGCUCCUUCCAGGAACAAGGAUAUUCUUCCAGGACACGGCCUAGUUUUUCUUUUUACACCGAAUACUGGCAUCAGUGGGACAAGCUCAUCCCAACAUCUAGGCCUUUUCAACCUCACCAACAACGGCAAUCAAAGCAAUCAUGUCUUUGGUGUCGAAUUCGAUGUUUUUGCUAACCAAGAAUUCGGUGACAUAGAUGACAACCAUGUGGGAAUUGACCUUAACUCCCUCACGUCCACAAGCUCCCACACGGCUGGUUAUUGGCCUGACUACAUGGAAAGCAGCAGCAACAGCAAUGAUAGUGAUGACGAGGAGAAGGGCUUUAAGGAAUUGAAGCUAAAUAAUGGUAAGAACUACCAAGUUUGGAUUGACUAUGCAGAUUCUGUUAUUAAUGUUACUAUGGGCCCGGUAGGAGUAGAAAGGCCCAAGCGUCCUUUGUUAAAUGUUUCUUUGAAUUUAUCUGAUGUUUUUGAGGAUGAAAUGUAUGUUGGAUUCACUUCAGCAACUGGAAGAUUGGUUCAAAGUCAUAGAAUUUUGGCUUGGAGUUUUAGUAACUCAAAUUUUUCAUUAAGUGAAAGUUUGAUCACCACCGGUUUACCGUCGUUCGCUAUUCCGAAGACUCCAUUUUAUAAGCAUAAAUCGUUUAUUGCAGGAGUAACGGUGGGAAGUUUUUUCAUUCUUGUUUUUAUUGCUCUGUUUGCUCUGUUUUUGGUUAAGAGGGAAAGGAGGAGAGCAAGGGAGAGAGCGGAAAUGGAAGACUGGGAAUUUGAGUAUUGGCCACAUAAGAUGACAUAUCAAGAAAUCGAUGCAGCAACUAAAGGAUUUUCGGAGAAAAAUGUGAUUGGAUUUGGAGGAAAUGGAAAGGUCUACAAGGGUGUUUUACCGGGAGGGACAGAGAUUGCUGUAAAGUGCAUUUCACAUACAAAUGAUGGAAUGAGAGAAUUCUUGGCAGAGAUUUCGAGUCUUGGGCGGCUAAAGCACAGGAGGUUGGUGGUUUUGAAAGGUUGGUGCAAGAAAGAAAAAGGGACAUUCAUGUUGAUCUAUGAUUAUAUGGAGAAUGGAAGUUUGGACAAGAGGGUUUAUCAUGACUGUCAUGAGAGCAAGAUGUUGAGUUGUGAAGACAGAAUUAGAAUCUUGAAGGAUGUCUCAUCGGCUGUGUUAUACUUACAUGAGGGAUGGGAAUCUAAGGUUCUACACAGGGACAUUAAGGCCAGCAAUGUGUUGCUUGAUAGGGAUAUGAAUGGAAGAUUAGGGGAUUUCGGAUUAGCCCGGAUGCAUGGUCAUGGCCAAGAGGCUAGCACAACGCGUGUGGUUGGAACUGUGGGUUACAUGGCCCCCGAGGUGGUUAAGAAUGGACGAGCAACAACACAAACUGAUGUAUUCGGAUUCGGGGUCUUAAUUUUGGAGGUCAUGUGUGGCAGGAGGCCUAUAGAGGAAGGGAAACCACCUUUGGUGGACUGGGUAUGGCAGUUGAUGGUGCAAGGGGAAUUACUUUCUGCAGUAGAUGCACGGUUGAGGGCUAGUGGAGGAUUUGACGAGGAGGAGGUGGAGAAGGUGAUGCAUUUAGGCUUGCUGUGCUCAUAUCCUAAUCCAAAUUCCAGGCCAACCAUGAGGCAAGUAGUGAAAGUCUUGGAAGGAAAGAAUGAGCCCUGUGAUUCAGAAACUGAGGAUAUGGAAGCAUAUUUGCUGCAAAAGGUGAAAUCCAGGGAUAUGUGGGCUAAUUACUCACAAAAUUUUGGCUAUUCAUCACACCCCACAUUCGAUGAUAUACGACGGUUACAUUCCUCAUCCAUGUCUCUCUCUUGGACCAUUAGCAUAGUGGAUGGUAGAUAAUCCUGCAUCAUUUCUAAAAUGAGAGGGACUUUUGCUUGAAUUGAUAUUGGUAAUGGUGCACCUUGGAUAGCAGAUUUGGACAAUAAUGAAGCAUGCUCAGGAAGGACCGCAAGAUGAAAGAACAUCAAAAUCAUUAGGUUGGGAGGGGCUUUUCUUCAUGCCCAGUUGCAGUAUUCUUUUGUAUUCUUUCAUAUCAGUUGAGGUUGGCUUUAUAGAAGAUUUUUUUUUUUCUGUUAAAUUUGUAAAAGCUGGGCAUGUCAUUGUACAUAUAUAUGUAUGUUAAAGUUUAAACCCACAGUUUGAUGAUUAAAGGAUGAGUUUAAGUCAUGAUGUCA
Messenger RNA from Theobroma umbraticum, 2571 nucleotides. Its product is annotated as Concanavalin A-like lectin protein kinase family protein. Gene Ontology annotation, molecular function: carbohydrate binding; ATP binding; protein kinase activity. Lineage: Eukaryota; Viridiplantae; Streptophyta; Magnoliopsida; Malvales; Malvaceae. The record is from RefSeq and is a predicted model, not a curated record. Gene Ontology annotation, biological process: protein phosphorylation.